AUGCCAUCAGAUAUUGAACAGGAAGAAGCUAAUGAAGUGGAUAGUAAUCUCCCGAAUACUGACACUGUCAAGAAGGAUGGGGCGAAAGAAUUUUGGGGUAGAUCGGAGGAUGACCCUGCAAAGGAUGAAUACUGGCUUAAAACUAUUCAACAGGUUUUUAAUGAAAUAGUCUGUCCCCUUGAGGAUUAUCUCAAGUGUGUUGUAUCACUAUUGAGAGAAGAAGCUUACAAUUUGUGGGCGACAAUAACUGUAGUAGUCCCGAAAAAUGAUGUUCACUGGGAAUUCUUCAAUUCAGAAUUUAUGAAGAAAUACAUUAGCAAGAGGUACCUGGACAAGAAAAAGAAAGAGUUUCUGGAACUGAAUCAGGGAAAUAAAUCAGUGCCUAAGUAUGAGAGAGAGUUCACAUAUCUCAGCAAGUAUGCUCGGGAGAUUGUGUCGACGGAGGAGGAAAUGUGUACCCAUUUUGAAGACAGAUUAAAUGAUGAGAUCAAAAUGAUGAUAGGUUGUGGUAUUGUCCGAUCGAGCUUAGAAGAUGGAGGAAACUUUUAA
Gossypium arboreum is the source of this 549-nucleotide messenger RNA. RefSeq lists its product as uncharacterized. The record is from RefSeq and is a predicted model, not a curated record. Bases 1 to 549 code for a protein of 182 amino acids. The transcript is spliced from 2 exons. NCBI's taxonomy places the organism in Eukaryota, Viridiplantae, Streptophyta, Magnoliopsida, Malvales, Malvaceae.